AAAAAAGGAGCAAGGAGCUCCGUUCCCAUCUAUUCUUGUACAAAACUUGAGUGAUUGCUUUGAAAUCACAGCUUUUUUCUGAGUACACAGUGGCACUCCACUAAAUUUAAUUUAUUCCAUUUUGACACAAAUUAUUUCUUUCUGCUAUUUCCUAUGAUACUUUGCUGUUAAGGUUCCCUUCAACUGAGGGAAAGGGAGGUUGAUUGCCCUGAGAUCAGACUGCUGUUAGGAAAUCUAACUGUUAAGAAGCUUUUUCUGAGAUGAGCUGGCUCUGAGAAGGUCCAUGUGCUUGGGCACUGCAGGUAACAUGGCUUGGAGAGCCAGCUGCCCCUGCUUCUCUUGCAGCAGGUGCCCAGCUGAACCUGCCUGUAUCCAGGAGCAUGCAGAUGCUCUGUUAAGGUAGAAAGAGGAAGAUGGCAAUGGCACUACCAGCAUUUUUCAGGUUUUCCUUUAUCUGGAGUAUCCAAGACCUGCACGACCCAGGUCAUGAAGAGCCAAUUGCACAGCAAGAGUGGAAGAUGAGAAGCAGCUCAGUAAAAAAGGCUCAUGACUUGCAUCAGAUCAGAGACAGCCAGAAAACAACCACUUUUAAUGGCUGAGUGGUGCAAGUUAAGGUUUUUAUAUUAAGGAUAGCUACGAGUUUGAAGAGGGGGAAUGGAAGUUUUUCUGGGCAAAUUUUGAAAUAGGCUCUCUGUACUCUUGGGGAGUGUAUUAGCUGCAUUGCACCAUCAUGCACUGGUGGUCCCAACACACAGCAUAUGCUGGAUGUGCAUUUCCCAGCAACAAUGGUCACAUGGAUGGAUCUUUCCUUCUCUUCUGUUUUACCUAUUUUUCAUUUCCCUCCUCCUUGUUUAUUUUCUCUUGUCUCUCCUUUUAUGUAUAAUCCUCUUUCCAACAUACUUAUACUCUCUCUGCUCCCUGAGAUGACAUUCUGCUAAGCACACUUUUCCCCCUGCAAUGGCAGCACUCACAUCAUUGCCUCUGGGGACACUUGCACCACUACCAAGAGACAGUGUUUUUGGAUAAGCGCCGUCAUUAUCAGUUACUCUGUGACCCCAGGGUGGCACAGCCAACCCUCUGCAAAAGCACCUUCCGGGGUGAGGAGAAUGGUCCUGAGACAACACCCAGUGAGCUCUGCCCAUCCAACAAAGCAUUAUCCAUUGCUUGCUUGUGUGUACGUAUGUUCAUCUGAUUUAUAGCAAAGCUUGUUUUAUUUAAUUAUCUGAGUGGUUUGCCCAGGGACAGCACUGUACCAACCCCAAUGUUUUCUAAAAUAGCAAUGGACUAUGACCUGUGGCCAAGGGUUGUUUGUACUCCCAACACAGAACAACACUGUCACUAUCCAAUAUUAAAAUAAUUAGAGGUUUGUGCUUUCAUUUUGCUGGUUUCAUGCAACACUUCUUUCUGGUUUUGGCUGAAAGGCAUUUCUCAUCCAUAUGUUUUGACACUGGGGUUUGCCCAAGAAUGUGCUUAGGGAGAGGGUGAAUUAGGAGCUAAAAGUAGUACUGACUGGAAAAUGCCCCUAUUUACCUGAGCAAACAGGAGAAAUCUUAUUGGUGAUCCUUCUUUCUUCCUGUCUUGUCCUGAACUGCUCCAGGUUUCUUAGGAAGUCUUCAGUAAUGAGGAACAAAUAUUGGGAAUAUGCUGAAGAAAUAUAUGGCUUGUCAAAACAUGCUCAUUGUAUUUUUUGUGGAUGUUUGACACUGUGAGGGGGGAAGGUUUCUGUAGUGCAGAGUGCUGGUUUUGGCCAGACUAAGGGAUGUAGUUUAUCCAGGUAACUGGAAAGAGAUUACAAAUUUCCAUGGGAGUCUGAGGCACCUAGGGCAGUAGCUCCCACCAGAAUGAAAGAGGAGUGCAACACCCAGGAGGUCAGAAGUGACUAUUAAGUAUUUUGUUAUUGCGAGGGGCACUGUCCACUCGUUCACCAUCUCCAUCUGGUUUUAUGCCAAAAGGAAAAUCAAUACUAGCUCUGUGUGCGUAGUUGUGAUGUUUUGAGCAUGCACAUGAGGCCAGGUUUAUAGCCAGAAUUACUUCUUGCUAGUAGAAGUGCUUACUACUUAAUUUGCCUGUUUCAGACAAAUGAAAAUAUGUGGAAAAAUUGGAUAAGCCUUUGGAAAUACAGCUAUUUUUCAGAUCCUGAUGUUUGUUUCUUUCCAGCUGGGGCUGGCUGGUUGAAGAAAAGACAGUCCAUCCUUUUGCUGACUCCAAAGCUGUUAGUUGUUUGCAUCCAUUGUGGGACAGGAUAGUAUUUAAAAUCUCCACAUACAUGGCAGAAGGGCCUGAGGCAAUUAAAUGAAUAUUUCCCUAAGUGGGAAGUGCUUUCGGGCAUUUCUUAGCACUGCAUGGGUUUCUGAAAGGGAUUUUCUGCUUUCACAGACAAACACAUCCCAUAUUUUCCCAGAAAUUAAGCAAUCUUCAUCUUCAAAUUAUUUAUUCUUUACUGCUUCUAUGUCCACUGAAGGGCAGAUUCAAGGCUUUUUUGAAGGUGAGGGGACAUUGAGGAACGUGGGCUGCAGGCAUUUUUUUCGUGUGCAAAAUUAGGCAGACAUAAUUAAAGGUCCUUUCUGAAAAGGGGUGAACUAUCUGUCUCCAUCCUUGGAGAUAUGUAAUCUCCAGUCUUGGAAAUAUUCAAAAGCUGUCUGGGCAUGGUAGCUCCUGGUAGCCCUGCCUGAGCCAGCAUGAGGAAGAGAUCUGAAAACAAGACUUAAUCCGAAAACCAUCUGCAGUAUGCUCAUGUCAUUCCUUGGUGGUAUAAUCCUUUUUUUAUAUUAGGUGUGGGCCUGAGCUGAGCUAAGGGCAAGACCUGCAUUAACUCUGAUGAUGGCAGGACUCCAGAGGCUGGGAGAAAGGCAAGAAUACCGGGAAGUGAUAAGAGGGAAGAUACUGGGUGGAGACAGGAUCAUAAAAGAGCUAGGACACCUGUAAAAAGCAGCUGUUGCAAAACCCGACCCGUGUGCGGAGCUGGAGGAUGCAUGUCAGGCACUGUCAUUGGUGAAGUUUACCAUUUGAACAACUAACGUGGACUGGAAAAGAAGGAAGUUCCUGUGGACACCAUGUUGGCAAAGCCUGUGUGACUCUGAAUUAGUCCCGAUUUCAGAAAUGUAAGUGGCCCCCGGCACAGAAACACUUCUGCUUGGAUCCAGGAGUGGUGCAGCCAGGUUUGCACCUUUCACUUCAAAACCCUUUUGGUGGGAAAUUUGAUCAGCCUUAUAUACAAUGUGUGGGCUUACCAGGCUCUGCUACAGUGUUCACAGCCCUUUCUUGCAAAGAAAGAUGCUGACAGUCCUGACCUAAAUCUGGAGUCUUAAAUAGACCUCUGUUAGAACAAGAGUGCUCUGCAACGCCCAGGACUGUACUCAGCAGGAGAAAGGAAGAAAUUCUCAGUAUCAACUGUGUAAGAUCUGGUGCUGACAUGAAAUUAUAAAACAAAGGCAGGUGAUGUUUUGAAAGACUACAGCAAGCUCUUCAAAUGGUAACUGGGUUAGUGGACAAGAGAUUUUUUUUCUAUAGACUGGAAUUUCUAAUGCUACUGAAAUUAUUUUCCUUUUUAUUAUCAGACUGGAAAGGCUUCCAUUCCAGGAACGGCGCUCAGGCUGUAACAUAGGCUCCUUCAAAUAGGAAGUAUCAGUCACUGAAGAACAAGGGCCGCUCCUUAUUUCAAAACUUUGUAGACUCAGAUGAAAGGCUCUAAUAGUGUUGGCAGCAUAUUCCAUAAAUCACAUGAUUUCACUGUGGGCAAUCAUCCAUGUUUCCUCAAGGUUGUGACAUUUCCCACAUUUUCCCCUUUCCAGCCAAGAAACUGGCCAGAAGAAGCUGUCUGGACAUCAGGUUUGCAAGCGUGUAUGCAACAAGAGGAGCCAACCGGAUAGGACGUGUGUACAAAAAGGCUAUUUUUAGGCAAUUCACAGAUGACACUUACUCCCAGGAGAUCCCCAAAGCAGCAUGGCUGGGCUUCCUUGGCCCAGUCCUGAAGGCAGAAGAAGAGGAUGUCUUUAUCAUCCAUCUGAAAAACUUUGCUUCCCGCCCAUACUCUGUGCACCCACAUGGGGUCUUCUAUGACAAGGACUCUGAAGGAGCACUUUACCCUGAUGGAACUGGCGGUAAAAGCAAAGAGGACGACUUUGUUGUUCCCGGUGGAAAUUACACAUACACAUGGCCAGUAAGGAAAGGUUAUUCCCCAACUUUGGCAGACUCAAACUGCUUGACUUGGAUUUACCAUUCUCACAUUGACACACCAAGAGAUAUUGCAUCUGGUUUAAUUGGGCCUCUGCUGGUGUGUAAAAAAGGAACUGCAGAUGAGACCACAAUAGAAGGGACUGGUGCUGCUAAUGCUUUUGCCCUGAUGUUUAGCAUUGUAGAUGAAAACUUCAGCUGGUACCUCGAUGAGAAUAUAAACACCUUCUGCUUAGAACCAGACACAGUUGACAAAGAGGAUGAAGGUUUCCAGACCAGCAACCGAAUGCAUGCUAUUAAUGGUUACAUAUAUGGCAAUCUCCCUGGCCUGGAAAUGUGUGCUGACACUUCCAUGUCCUGGCACUUGUUUGGCAUGGGAAGCGAGAUAGACAUCCACGCUGCUUAUUUCUAUGGCCACACGUUCACCAGCAGAGACCAGAGAGCAGAUGUGGUUGGUCUCUUCCCAGCGACAUUCAUCACGGCGGAGAUGACUCCUGGCAGCCCCGGGAGGUGGCUGAUAACGUGCCAGGUCAAUGAGCACCUCCGAGGUGGCAUGGAGGCACUAUAUGAUGUUCAGAUCUGCCAAAAAAACCUGUCUCACUCUUCACCAAUCAGUCAUAAGAGAAGAUAUUACAUUGCUGCUGAAGAAGUGCUCUGGAAUUAUGGACCUGACGGUUAUGAUAAAUUCACUGGGCAGGGUUUGAACGCCACUGGCAGUGAAUCUGCAAGAUACUUCACACAAGGGACUGACAGAAUAGGAGGGCAAUACUGGAAAGUUCGCUAUGUGGGAUAUACUGAUGCAACAUUCACUAAGAAGACCUGGUCAGAGGACAUGAAGCACCUGGGAAUACUUGGCCCUGUUAUAAAAGCUGAAGUGGGAGAUACAGUGCUGGUUACUUUUGCCAACAAAGCCAAAAGAAGCUAUAGCAUUAUGGCCCAUGGUGUAAGCUUCAGCAAGCUGUCGGAAGGUGCUCCCUACUUAGAUGGCUACCUGAAGCCAGGAGCCCACGUCAAGCCAGGUGAAACCUUCACCUACAAAUGGAGGGUGCCUGAAAAUGGAGGUCCAACAGAGAGUGACCCCCCGUGCCUGACCUACCUGUACUACUCAGCCACCGAUGCUGUCAAGGACACCAACUCCGGCCUCGUGGGACCUUUGCUGGUCUGUCGGAAGAACACCCUGAAUCACGACAGGACACAGAAAGGAAUAGACAGAGAAUUUUACCUCCUCUUUUCAAUCUUUGAUGAGAAUGACAGCUGGUACCUGAACAAGAAUAUUGAAGCAUUUACUGGAGACCCUUCAAAAGUGGAUGAAACUGAUGCUGAUUUCAUGGAAUCCAACAAAAUGCAUGCUGUCAAUGGCUACCUGUAUGGCAAUCUGCCAGGCCUGACCAUGUGCAAGAAUGACAAGGUCUCCUGGCAUCUCAUUGGGCUGGGCAGUCACUACGACAUGCACGGGGUUCAUUUCCAAGGAAACACCAUCGACUUGAGAGGGACGACAAGGGAUGGGCUGGCCUUGUUUCCUCAUUUAUCAGGGACAGCACUAAUGCAGCCAGACCGUGUGGGCACAUUCAAAGUGGUUUGCAGGACUUUUGAUCACUUUGUUGGUGGGAUGAAGCAUCUCUACGAGGUCAGCAGCUGCCACAACCCCACCCGAGCCCAGCAGCAGCGUGGAGCCAUGAGGCUCUACUACAUUGCUGCAGAGGAGGUUGAGUGGGACUAUGCCUCAAAUAAGAGCUCGACACCAAAGAUUUACAACAUCAGCAGCUAUGAGGAAAGCUAUGGGCACAUUUUUCUGAGCCAAGCAGAGGACCUGAUCGGUUCAAAAUACAAGAAGGUGGUUUACAGGGAGUACACAAGUGGCAACUUCACACAGCGCAAAGUGAGGACAGAAGAGGAGGAACACUUGGAAAUCCUGGGGCCGCUACUCCAUGCCGAGGCCGGUGACUCCGUACUGAUCGUAUUUAAGAACAAAGCCAGCAGGCCUUACUCAAUAAGUGCACAUGGUGUAGAAGAGGUUGGUUGCGAAGAACAGCCUGAGACACCAAUUACCCUCCCUGGGGAAAUAAACACCUACAGGUGGAACAUCCCAGAACGAUCCGGUCCCGGCAAAACAGAUCCAAAUUGUAUCACUUGGGUUUAUUAUUCAACAGCAAAUUUUGUUAAGGACACAUACAGUGGUCUGAUUGGGCCUCUUGUAGUUUGCAGAAAAGGAACUUUAGAUGAAAGAGGUCUAAGGAAAGACAUCGAUCGUGAAUUUACUCUUCUGUUCAUGGUGUUCGAUGAAAACGAAUCCUGGUAUUUGAAAGAAAAUAUUGAAACAUACCUUCAUAAGAAUCCUGAGGAUUUUAAUUCCACUGAGAACUUCGUAGAAGGCAACAGCAUGCACGCAAUCAAUGGGAAGAUUUACAACAGUCUCUUGGGUCUAACAAUGAAUGAAGGUGAUAGGACAAACUGGUAUUUGAUAGGAAUGGGCAAUGAAGUGGAUAUCCACACAGUUCACUUCCAUGCACAGACCUUCAUCUUCAAGACAGAUCAGGACCACAGAGGAGAUGUAUAUGACCUUUUCCCUGGGACCUUCCAGACAGUUGAACUUGUAGCAGAAAACCCUGGAACGUGGCUUCUGCACUGUCACGUGGCUGACCACAUCCAUGCUGGCAUGGAGACAACCUACACCAUCAAUAAAUCAGAAGAGAGACGACAGUGGGAAGUUCCUUCAGAAGGAGGACACACAACUGGAACAUACAACACAACUCCUGCAACAAAUGAAACCACUGCAAAGGAUUAUGACAACAAAGUGGGCAAUUUUUUCGGCAAAACUUUGAGUCCUGGAGAAGCCAGCCUGAUACUUGCAGCUUUUGUUUGCAUUGGACUUGUUCUACUGUCAACAGCAUUAAUCUUCUUCUGCUUCAUCACCCACCAAGGAAAUAGAAUCCAUUACACAGCUCUGGAUGAUAAAAGUGCACUUCUGGCAGAUUCCCUGUAAAUCCCCACUUUUAAUAUUGUUCACAGGGACUCACUGGAUUUCACAACAUAGAACCAUAAAACCAUUAAGUUUGGAGAACACCUCUAAGAUCAUUGAGUCCAGCCAUUAAUCUAAUACUGCCAGGAAACAUGCUGCUAAUAAAACUGGAGCAGGGCAUAUGCUGACAGUCCUACCCCAUGGCCAGUGCUCACAAGAGUGGACACGAGCUGUAGGGCUCAGCUCCAAGAGCCAGGUACCACCCAUCACCAUUUCCACUCUCUGGAGUUCAGAUGAGCUCUGUCCAAAAUCCAAUCUGGCAGCUGAGCAGAGCAGCACACACCUCUUGGCAAACACAAGAGUAAGGAACAGGCAGAAUGGCAUCCAUGUGCUCUGUGCAGAAACUUGGGGUUCACAUUAGAAAAUAAACGCCAUCAGGGACUGGCUUAAGUUGUCAGGUUCUGAAGGAGUAGGUGCAAAUCUCCAAGUCCCUGCCACUUCCCAAAGUCUGGCUCAAUGAAUUCACCACCACUCGAGUGAUUGCCUCUUUUUUUUUUUCCCUGUUAAAUGAGGAAACUUUGCACUGGGGACAGAUUUCUGAAGACCUACAAAUAAAUUUUAGCACCUGAUAGGUUCAGCAGUGCCCCUGCUGUUAGUUUCUAACAGCUUUUAUUUAUCUCUAAAAAUCUAGUUCUGAACAACCUCCAAGAGAUUAAUUGACUUUGUAAAUGCUGCUUGUUAUGGUCCUGAUUCUGUACCUCUUCUUUGCACUGAGCAACACCUCUCUCCCUACAUCUAAUGAAGCCAUCAGGAGGAUAAUCUUUGUGCUCUGCAAGGCAGACAGACAGAAUCAGGACAUGUUUAGUGAUACUUGAAUGUUUAUAGCUAAUUUUUUAUUAGGUUGUGUUCAUUCUUGCCUGCUCAUGCCUGCUAUAGCUCUAGCAGAGGAAUUCCAGAACAAAAACCUUUGUAAAACUGUUUACACAAAUUUGAUUUUGAAUGUAAAUUCAAGUUGCUGUUUUGGUUUUUUUAAAUUUUAUUUUUUCCACUUCUGUACUUUAAAGUAUGUUCAAAGGUAGGAAAUUUUACUGUGCAACACUCUUACUGUAGCUUAAAUGUGUCCUGCAUUGAUAUCCAGUCAACAAUAUGUUGAAGGUUUCUCCGUAAUUUCUUUGUUUUCCUCAGUCAUUUGAAAGCAUGAACAUAAAGUACAAAUGAAGGACCAAGCCCUUAUAGAAUUUACAUCAUAUCAAAAAACCCAAAAAUCUCCUUCCUAAAAUCUCCAAUUUGACCUGGCAAAAACAGGUACUCUACCCUUUCAUCUUCCUGUCCUUUAAGCUUUAAAAUUGGGGUCUCUUCUUCUGUGCAAAAAUACUGUCUGUGCAGAACUUUAGCACUCUGUGUACAUAUAAAAUUAAAGCCUUCCACUCAAAAUGUACUAUUAAGAAAGAAAAUUAUUUGGUACUUUACUUCUAGGGUAACUAAUGUACCUGAUGUUUUAGAAACAGAGUCUUAAGUAUGUUUUGACUGUAGAAACUAGUUUGCCAAAGUGAUUACACUGAUAAUAAAGAACCCCAGAUAUUUGUA
Molecule: messenger RNA, 8719 nt
Organism: Passer domesticus (house sparrow)
Lineage: Eukaryota; Metazoa; Chordata; Aves; Passeriformes; Passeridae
Gene: HEPHL1
Product: hephaestin like 1
Exons: 22
Coding region: 3746-7156 (1136 amino acids)
Cellular component (GO): plasma membrane
Molecular function (GO): copper ion binding; signaling receptor activity; oxidoreductase activity
Source: RefSeq, a predicted model, not a curated record